CUGACUUACCCAGAGUUCUGUGCUGCACGGCGGCACGUUGCGGAUUUUUCCAUAUUUUCACCUGAGAAAGGGGCCAAAUUCUGCCUGAAAUGAGCUGCUGUCCAGCCUUUAUAGACCUCCCAGAGGAGGAGCAGAUAAUAGAACUAAGGAAGUACCUGAAGACCACAGGAGCAGAGAUCUCUGAGGAGAACUCAGGUGCAGGAUGGAUCGCAGACCUGAUGCAGGUCAUUGACGCUACAGAAACGUGCUGGAAAUCAGCUGACGAAGCAGAAGUGGAAGGUUUCUUAACAAGUGUCCUGUCACUGGUGUUCAUCGUCCCCACUGCUAAGAUCGACGAGGUUGUCUUGUCCCUGUGUGAGAAGGUGGUGAAGGGAGGAGACAAGAUGAAGGAACUCAGGCUAAGAAUCUUGAACAACUUGUACAAUGGUGUUGAUGAGAGGUCCCCUGUCAGGUACAACGUGUACUGCGCCAUGGUCAAACUGGCUGGACAGACCAACAGUGUGGACUGUAUCAACACCAACCUGGAGGAGGUUCAGAAGUGGAUGAAACUGUGGAAUCUGGACACAGAGAAGAGGGUAAACCUGCUCCGCCGACUGCUAGAGGCUUUCCUGGAGUGCAACCAAAGUGAAACUGCCAGUAAAGCCAUGGUGGAGCUGUUGAGAAGCUACACAGAGGACAACGCCUCACAGGCCAGGGAUGACGCACACAGGUGUAUAGUGCAUCACCUGGCCCAGAAGGACAUGUACCUGGUGGACCACCUGCUGGUUCUCAAACCCAUCAAGUUCCUGGAGGGAGAACUCAUCCACGAUCUGCUGACCAUAUUUGUAAGAGGCAGUCUUCAUAACUACAUGGAGUUCUGCAAGGCCAAUCCAGACUACAUUGAAAAGCUUGGUCUGUCGCAUGAGUUGUGUAUAGAGAAGAUGCGUUUCCUGACGUUCCUGUCCAUGGCUUCUGACAACAAGGAGAUCAUGUUUGACACCAUGGAGCAACAACUCAACCUCACAGCUGACGAAGUGGAGUCAUUCCUCAUCGAUGUUGUGCGGACUCAGCUGGUGCAGGCGUCCAUUGACCAGAUCCAGCGUAAGGUGGUUAUCCGCUGGUCUCAGCAUCGCACGUUUGGCCGGCAGCAGUGGCAGCAGCUACGGGACAUGCUGGAGCGAUGGAGGGAAAACCUGGGCACGGUCCGGAACAACCUCCAACAACUCACACCAACCUCGUAGAAUAAAUACAGCAUACAUGGGACGGAAGGGGGUUAAGAUGUGUAAAACAAGUGAUAUUGGUACAGCCCUUUUUACACCAGGCCGUACCACGGCUACAGAUGAAGGAAAAAUGACUGUUUUGUGAAAAAAGUCUGCACCAUUUCUACCUGAUUAACAUUACAGGGGUCUAGCCAGCACCUGUUUUUCGGUCAAUUUACUUUGUGGCAUGUAACUGAAAAACUUUUGAACCAAUCUUCAUAGACAGGAUUAAGACAAAAAUCUUGGGUAAAAAUAUAAAAACAUCCAAAGGACCAACAACAACCACUCUUAACCCGAUGAUUUGCCUCUCAAGAUGUGGGAAAUUACAUUUUAUAGGCUUAAAAAUCCAAAAUUGGCCCCUCGAACCCCCCUAGAUAGCGAGCACUCUCCCCCCAGGUCAGGUCAGAUCAGCAAGCUGGCUAGAGCCCUGCAACAAUUUUUCCAAAUCUCUUCAGCACUGUUUGAAAAACUUUCUGUCCAUUAGACCCAUCAGCUUCUGUUUUCUUUUGAAACACCAUUUAUUAAGUUCAAUAGAGAUAUGAAAAUAUCUAUACCCACUAACAUGCUUACUACUAGAUCCAACACUUUCUGGAUAGUAUUGAAAUGUGGUAAGCAUCCUUGUUUUACAGAAAAUAUAACUGACAAAUACUGUACACAUAUUUAGACUACUGUAUUUGUAUCGUAUUCCGACAGCACAAUUCUCAAGUAGCUGCAGAUUAAAAAUGUUCAUUAAAACUUAUGAAUGUAUUGGCUAUGAAUUGGUUUAAAUCAUUCAGGUUUGUGUUUGAACCAUGUUGAUAGGAAUUCUUUGCUGUGAAACCAAUGAUGGACAGAAAUAAUGCUACUGGUAACUAAAUAUCUGUGUUUUGUUGUGAAGACGACCAUGUUUUCUACAUUUAGUCAUGUUGAUGAAGGUUAGACAUCCAGGUUAAACAAUAUUCAAAGAAAAUUCAAACUCUUCUACGACGGAUGUCACUCGAAACAUCCAGAAGUUAUCUCUGUUAUUUAUCCAGUAGGAGAGCUUGAAUUGUCUUGGAAUAGGUUUCCUAGCCGUUCAUGGCAGCAUCACAGAAUAUUGAAGAAAUAUUAAAACCACAGCAUUUCAUUUAGUC
Branchiostoma belcheri (Belcher's lancelet) is the source of this 2350-nucleotide messenger RNA. Its product is annotated as eukaryotic translation initiation factor 3 subunit M-like. NCBI's taxonomy places the organism in Eukaryota, Metazoa, Chordata, Leptocardii, Amphioxiformes, Branchiostomatidae. Gene Ontology annotation, cellular component: eukaryotic translation initiation factor 3 complex; cytoplasm. Bases 90 to 1220 code for a protein of 376 amino acids. Gene Ontology annotation, molecular function: translation initiation factor activity. The transcript has 10 exons. Gene Ontology annotation, biological process: cytoplasmic translational initiation. The record is from RefSeq and is a predicted model, not a curated record.